Molecule: messenger RNA, 2226 nt
Organism: Spodoptera littoralis (African cotton leafworm)
Lineage: Eukaryota; Metazoa; Arthropoda; Insecta; Lepidoptera; Noctuidae
Source: the annotation of a GenBank genome assembly
GGAACAUACCCUUAAAGAAGUCUGUCUAUUAUUGUCUAUGGUACAAAUGUAAUAUUCAAUACCAACAUAAUAAUCGAAAACAUAACCUAAAAAUCACUACAUUAUCGAAGGUUUUUACAUUAUUAUUGUAAACAAUUACUUGAAUUUUCGAGCAUUAUGUAAAAGAUUUUAAUUGAAUAGCCCAUGAUUAUUUAUAUGACACAACAAUGUUACUUUUUUGAUCAGAUACUUUGACGUUUAUUUUCGCGGUCGCCAAACGUUGAAUCUUUCAUAGAACCGUACAGCGUAUAGAAUUCUGUUGACGUUUACACUUUUGCCUUAAAAUAUAUUCAAGAGGGAUUCAGUCAAUUUCUUAUAUGUAUCGCAGACGAUACAGCGUAGAUGUUCCACAAUGACCUCAGGCCUGUGUGCAGAUGAUGUGGUUGUGCGCAUUACAACCCCGCAGAUAAUUACUUCGCAGACGCUGGUGGCCGGCGGGGCCGGGGGCGCGGGCGCGCGCGUGGCGGCCUCCUCCGCCGCCGUGGAGCUCGGCCGCCGGCUGCUGGUGGCCGCGCGCGCCGGCGACACGCAGCUCGUGCUCGACCUCAUGGCCAAGGGCGCGCCCUUCACCACCGACUGGCUGGGCACGUCGGCGCUGCACCUGGCGGCGGGCGGCGCGCACGCGGGCACGUGCGCCGUGCUGCUCCGCGCCGGCGUGUCGCGCGACGCGCGCAGCAAGGUGGAGCGCACGCCGCUGCACCUGGCGGCGGGCGCGGGCCACGCCGCCGUGGCGCGCCUGCUGCUGGACGCGGGCGCGGCGGUGGACGCGCGCGACAUGCUGCGCAUGACGCCGCUGCACUGGGCGGUGCAGAACGGCCACGCGGCGGCGGCGGCCGAGCUGCUGCGCGCGGGCGCGGACCCGACCCUCCGCAACAAGUUCCGCAAGUCGCCGCUGGAGCUGGCGCGGCGACUGCGGCGCGCGGACCUGGUGCGCCUGCUGGAGGACGCACUGCGCCAGCGCGAGGCGGCGCGCUCGGUGUCGGCGCUGGUGGACGAACAAAUGGCAGAAGUAUCCACCGCAGAACCUGAGAUAGAAACAUUCGAUGCGGUCCAAAGAAUUCAGGAUAUGAAACUACCGAGACCAAAACAGAAUGAUAAGGCAGUAAAAGAAGAAUCAAAAAUGGAGGGCGCAGCGGACGGCGCCGGGGGCGGCGGCGGGGCCGGGGGCGCGGGCGGGGGCGCGGACGGCGCGGGCGAGCUCCUGCGGCGCCACGGCAUCACGCUGCUGCCGGCCGACCCGGGCGGCACCGUGCUGUCCGCGCUGCAGUGCGGCCGCACCGUCGUGCUCUCCGACGCAGGCAAAUUGAUGUUAAAGGAGAGCAGCGAGAGCCCGUCGCCGGCGUCCAACAAGGCGGGCACGGCGUCGAGCCAACCAAAAGGCGUGGUACUAACGGCCACGCCAGUUAAAUCGCCCCCGAAACCUGGUGUGAAGAUAUUCACUCUGAACAACAAACUCCUCGCGGUGCCCAAGGACAACAAAAUACCCGUGAAAAAGAUUAUUAACCCGCAAGACAUGCAGGUGAAAUUCGUUCAAUUGCCUCCAGACGCCAAGUUAGUGUCUCCUUCGAAAAUAGUACCAAUGAAGGCAAAAAGCAGGAUGGCAGUACGCCAGGGCGGGACGUCACCCAGCGCGCGCCCCGCCGUCAAGAUCAUCAUGAACAAGUCCAACUUCCACAGACUACUCGCCACCGCCGGAGCCACGCAGGUGUCGACAAAUGCAGCGGCAGUCGCGGAUAGCGAUUUAGCAGAAGGCGAAGAAGAACUAGCGCUCACAGAGGACGCGGCACCCGCCGACACUAGCGACGCGGACAGUCCCGCCGCACUGCGCGCGCAGCUAGCGGCCGCCACGCGGGCGCUCGCCGCCGCCAGGCGAGAUCUACGCCUCGCCCGCGCCCGCCUGGCGCACUACGAGCGCCUGCACGACCUCUAGCGCCUGCCGCCGCCCGCGCCCGCCUGGCGCACUACGAGCGCCUGCACGACCUCUAGUGCCUGCCGCCGCCCGCGCCCGCCUGGCGCACUACGAGCGCCUGCACGACCUCUAGUGCCUGCCGCCGCCCGCGCCCGCCUGGCGCACUACGAGCGCCUGCACGACCUCUAGCGCCUGCCGCCGCCCGCGCCCGCCUGGCGCACUACGAGCGCCUGCACGACCUCUAGUGCCUGCCGCCGCCCGCGCCCGCCUGGCGCACU